Molecule: messenger RNA, 1219 nt
Organism: Solanum lycopersicum (tomato)
Lineage: Eukaryota; Viridiplantae; Streptophyta; Magnoliopsida; Solanales; Solanaceae
Product: succinate dehydrogenase
Biological process (GO): respiratory electron transport chain; tricarboxylic acid cycle; aerobic respiration
Cellular component (GO): mitochondrion
Molecular function (GO): electron transfer activity; 2 iron, 2 sulfur cluster binding
Source: RefSeq, marked validated
AGCAACCUAUCCAAUCACUCCGUUUUUGGUAUUCAUUCAUUCUUCAAUGGCGACUAGUUUAAUCCGACGAGCGAUUUCUAGGGUUCAGUCAUCAGCACCGGCGGCGAGGCUACUCGUCGCCAGAGCUCACGCUUCCGACUCCCAAGCACAGAAGGUAGAAUCUAAGCCUAAUCUCAAAUCAUUUCAAAUUUACCGAUGGACUCCAGACAACCCAGGGAAACCUGAGCUCAAAGAAUACAAAAUCGAUCUGAAGGAAUGCGGACCUAUGGUUUUAGAUGCGCUAAUCAAAAUCAAGAAUGAAAUUGACCCUACACUUACCUUCAGGAGAUCCUGUAGAGAAGGGAUCUGUGGUUCAUGUGCUAUGAACAUCGACGGAUGUAAUGGACUCGCUUGUUUGACCAAGAUCUCGUCGGAUUCUGAAUCGACGAUUACGCCGUUGCCACAUAUGUUUGUCAUUAAGGAUCUGGUGGUGGAUAUGACUAAUUUCUAUAAUCAGUACAAGUCUAUUGAGCCUUGGCUUAAGAGGAAGACACCUGCACCAACGCCUGGGAAGGAGAUACCACAGAGCAAGAGCGAUAGGGCUAAGUUGGAUGGGAUGUACGAAUGUAUUCUAUGUGCUUGCUGUAGCACAUCAUGUCCUAGCUACUGGUGGAAUCCUGAGUCUUAUCUUGGUCCCGCUGCACUCCUCCAUGCCAACCGAUGGAUCAUGGAUAGCCGUGAUGAAUAUACUCAGGAGCGCCUGGAUGCAGUUAAUGACGAAUUCAAGCUUUAUCGCUGCCAUACUAUUCUGAAUUGUUCUCGUGCUUGCCCAAAGGGAUUAAAUCCCGGGAAGCAUAUUCAGAACAUCAAGAAGCUGGAGAUGGCACCUUGAGCCUGCAGUGUAGUGUGUUCCAAUCUUUUCUGCUAAGAUUGAUUUUGAAGGACUAGUAGGAGGUUGUGUCCCAAAAUAAUGUAUGCACAGAUUGUAAUUUACUCUCUGAGAUCUUUUUAAUACUUGAAUUUGAGAUGAAAGGUGCAUCUCUCUGAAAUAUAAUACAGUAUCAAUUUCAAGUACAUUGCUCCAUAAUGCCAUUAAGGCAGUUUGUGUUUCCUCAUAAGUUUUUUUAGCUAAUGUGUGUUAUUUGAAGGAGUGAUUAUUUGUUAUUCCCUUUGUAUGUUGCUUCUCAGCAACAUACAGAUCUGUGUGGUGUUUAAUGAUACUCGAGUUUCUUUGAGUCAA